Molecule: messenger RNA, 1377 nt
Organism: Lachancea fermentati
Lineage: Eukaryota; Fungi; Ascomycota; Saccharomycetes; Saccharomycetales; Saccharomycetaceae
Source: the annotation of a GenBank genome assembly
AUGACUCAAAUAUCAGAGGAAAGAUCGGUCACUUUCAGUUUGACCACGUUGGGCGGCGCUGGAUCCGAUAGCGACGCAACUCAGAACACUAAUACGGCAGACGUCGAGACUGCAGCUCCUGACUAUGAGAAACAUAACUCGUCGGAGACUUCUGAAAGCGUGACAAGAUCACCAAGUGGGGUCGAAUUGGAAGAUUCGACUGAGAAACACGCUGUUUGCGAAAGAAAUCCCGAAGGUUGCAGCAAUGAUAUCUGCAAAUGCGACAUCUUGGACGAAGGCUAUGAUUCGGGAAGACACCAUUCUCCACAUACCAUGUGUUGGUUCCAUUCGCGUACGAUUGCUCCUGAAAGCCCCAGAAUGCAUUACCAGGGUCAUCACGGUGGCUGUCAUGCCGGGCGUUUCUCCAGGGACUUCGGAUUGGUAGGCCAUCAUGAAGGACAUCGCUGGAAGCAUAGACACCAUUACGGAGACGUUGAUGCAGUUGCUUCGUUCGAUGAAAGUCCCUCCGUAAAAUGCUGUAAGCGUAGAAAAUUUCAUGAAUUACACAACCCCUCUUUCGUCGACACGGAAAUGCAAGCUGAAAAAUGCGAGAAGGAUCUCAUGAAUCAUUUUGGUGCCCAUGCAAUGGGCAGGAUGCAUCACAGAGGUGGCAAGAGAAGACAUGGAAAGCACUCACAUGGUGGUAGCAGUCAUUUUAAACAUGACAAGCUUCAUAGUGAGCCAACUAGUUCCACAGAAACUUUCGAAGGAUCAAAGAAAUCCCAAUACAGAGAAAGCGAAAAAGCGGAAGCGGUAGGGACGGAAAACAUUGAACAAUCCAAAGACAAACAUCAUGGUCAUGGUAAACAUGCUAAAAAGCAUGGAGAGUUCUCGAUGAAAAAAGGAAAGCUCUUCGAGGAGUCACAAGUGCCUUAUUUCAAAGGGUUUGGAAUGCGUUCUUGGGGACCUCAUCCGAUGUUCAUGCCAGAUUCUUUUGAUGAAAUGGUUGAUUGCAGAGAUGGAAGACGCGCAUCUGGAGAAGCUAGAGGCUUUGAAUGUCCAAGAUCUAUGUUUCCAGAACUUUUCUACUCACGUCACCAUGGCUCGAAGCAUGCACACAUGCAUGGUAUGGGUCCUCCCCCACCACCACCACAUCCAGCACACAUGCACGGAAUGGGUCCUCAUCCUCCACCACCUCCCCAUGCAUCACACAUGCACGGAAUGGGUCCUCCUCCACCACCUCCCCAUGGACCACACAUGCAUCACGAUUUUAGACCUUUUAAUUGGUACCCUCAUCAUGAUGGCAGUUUAUUCACCAAAGUAAUGUUUGGAAAACCACAUGGUCAUGGUAUACCAUACGGUCAUGGUAAACAUUUCAGUCACUAUUAUAGUUACUGA